AUGUACCUGGGCCAGCACGCCGGCCUGGGCCAGCACCCCGGCUCGGCCCAGCUGGCUUCCGGGCAGGCAGCGGACCGCCCCACCCCCGACCCCCCGGCCCCCCUGCCCGCCUCCCACGUCUCCGCCGCCUACAACGCCGUGCUGGAGCAGCUCACCCCCGCGGUGCAGCGGAAAGUGGCCUCACAGCUGGUCAUCAUGACCGCCACCCUGCGCCAGACCAAGACCUGCUCGGUGGAGGACGCCACACGGGCGCGCCCGCUGCAGGGCCAGGCGCAGCAGCACGGCCUGGCGCCCGGCUACGGCGGCAUGGCGUACCCCGGCGCCGGGGUCCACGCCCCCACGCGCCCGGCCCUGCACAUGCCGCAGGCCGCGGGCGUGUAUGCGCCGGCGGGCCAGCCAUCGCAGCCGCCGCAGGGCGCGGCCCAGGACCAGCAGUGGGCGCAGCACGCGCAGCAGAUGCAGGCGUGGCGGGAGGCCUGGGUGUCUGCGCAGCAGCAGCAGCAGCAGGGGUUGGGCACGGCGGGCCGGCGCUAG
Messenger RNA from Auxenochlorella protothecoides, 534 nucleotides. RefSeq lists its product as hypothetical. Lineage: Eukaryota; Viridiplantae; Chlorophyta; Trebouxiophyceae; Chlorellales; Chlorellaceae. The record is from RefSeq and is a predicted model, not a curated record. The transcript is spliced from 2 exons. Bases 1 to 534 code for a protein of 177 amino acids.